Messenger RNA from Geodia barretti, 782 nucleotides. Lineage: Eukaryota; Metazoa; Porifera; Demospongiae; Tetractinellida; Geodiidae. The record is from the annotation of a GenBank genome assembly.
AAGCGCACCAAGGGGUGAUCUUUGACCUUUCGUUGUUGAAAGCUCGACUCGUCCUGGUGGGUUGUGACGCUAUGGCUCUUUUCUAUGAAGAGGGCUCUCACUGUCCGUCCUUGAGAAGGUUUCCUAUCUCCAGACUGCACUAAUGUACGGAGCUCUACCAGCAGCAGUACAUCGACCAGUGAAGGAUAUGUGAGUCGUAACAAGAAGAUGGGUCGACCGCUCAGCCCCUCACUUCGUCUGCUGGGCAUCGAGCCCAGACAUGGUGUGGGUGCUGUCUUUCGGUCAUCGUACCUCAGGAGCCGUCCUCACUUCUGGAGUGACAGCAGCCUCCAUAGCCUACCUGAUAUCAGGGACUCAGUUCACGGAGUUCAUCUCACCUCUCCAGUCAGUGGCCAGUCAGCCUGUCCUCUGGACCUCGGCCAAGUUCCUCAUGGCCCUUCCUCUCUCCUACCACAUGGUCAACGGCAUCAGACAUCUGGCAUGGGACACUGGUAGAGGGUUUGAGCUGAAGACGCUGUACAAGACAGGCUACCUCAUGCUGACUGCUACACUGCUCCUGACUGGGGUCCUCACUCUCUAUAAACCCUCGUCUUAGAUAAAACCUUAACUGAUCAUUGUACGUAGUGUGUUCUGCUUGCAGCAGUUGAUAUAUACAAUGCAAUGUGGUUGUUGUCUGUUUCGUUCGUCAGUGUUCUUUGCUUGUGCUGAUUGAAGAUGGACUAGUUUCUCAUCAGCCUCAUACAAAAAUUUCACAUCUUGACACAAAUUUGAAACUCUAGAAU